AAUUUAUAUUGCACAUAUAAAAAUGGGUUGUCUUACUUCCUCUUCAAAAGAUGAAGAUAUGAGCAUGGCUUUGUAAAGUUCUAAGAAACUUAAAAUAGUAAUAGUAGGAUUAGAAGGAAGUGGUAAAACAGCGAUACUUUAAUAUUUGAAGAAUGGAAAAUAUACAGAAAGUUAGCCUACAAUAGGUAUUGCUAAUUGAAAUUAGGUUUGAAUGUGGAAACAAUAUAAUUCAAAGCAAGGCAUUAUUUAAUAUUUGAUGUUGGUGGUAAAGUUAGAACAUUAUGGUCUCAUUAUUAUGAAAAUUUAGAUGGAUUAGUGUUUGUUGUAGAUACAACAGAUUUAGAAAGAAUUGAAAUUGUUAAAAAUGAAUUGAAGAAAUUAGGAAGCGAAAUAAAAUAGAAAGUAUUAUAUCAUCUAAAAUAGAUAGUGCUGCUGAUUUAUUUGAAUAAAAUUGAUUUGCCAAGAUCAACACCUGUAGAAUUAUGCAAAGAUAUUCAAUAAUAGGAAUAAGAAGUAGUAAUGUAGAGAUGUAGUGCAAAAACAGGAGAAGGUAUUUGGGAAGGAAUUGAUAAAAUGAAUAAAUUAUUGGAUCAUAAAUUUUAAUAGUGA
Paramecium sonneborni is the source of this 609-nucleotide messenger RNA. The record is from the annotation of a GenBank genome assembly. Lineage: Eukaryota; Ciliophora; Oligohymenophorea; Peniculida; Parameciidae.